AUGGCUGUCGGGAAGAACAAGAGGAUCUCCAAGGGACGUAAAGGAGGAAAGAAGAAGAUUGUUGAUCCUUUUUCCAAGAAGGAUUGGUAUGACGUUAAGGCUCCUUCUUUAUUCACCAAUAGAAAUGUUGGGAAGACACUUGUCUCAAGGACUCAGGGUACCAAGAUUGCCUCUGAGGGAUUGAAACACAGGGUUUUUGAGGUUUCUCUUGCUGAUCUUCAAGUAGAUGAAGAUAAUGCAUACAGGAAGAUCCGUCUCAGAGCUGAAGAUGUUCAGGGAAGGAAUGUGUUGACCCAAUUCUGGGGUAUGGAUUUCACUACCGACAAGCUGAGGUCAUUGGUGAAGAAGUGGCAGACUUUGAUUGAAGCUCAUGUUGAUGUGAAAACCACAGACAGCUACACCUUGAGACUGUUCUGCAUCGCCUUCACUAAGAGGCGUCCUAACCAGGUCAAGCGUACUUGCUAUGCUCAAUCCAGCCAAGUCCGCCAGAUCCGCAGAAAGAUGAGGGAGAUAAUGAUUAGGGAGGCUUCAUCUUGUGACCUCAAGCAGCUCGUGGCCAAGUUCAUCCCUGAGGCCAUUGGAAGAGAGAUUGAGAAGGUUACACAGAACAUCUACCCGUUGCAGAACACGUUUAUCCGUAAAGUCAAGAUCCUCAAGGCUCCCAAGUUCGACCUCGGAAAGCUCAUGGAGGUGCAUGGAGAUUACACAGCAGAGGAUGUUGGUGUGAAGGUGGACAGGCCGGAGGAUGAGACAGUGGCUGAGGAACCAACUGUCCUCAUCGGAGCUUAG
Messenger RNA from Arabis nemorensis, 789 nucleotides. Lineage: Eukaryota; Viridiplantae; Streptophyta; Magnoliopsida; Brassicales; Brassicaceae. The record is from the annotation of a GenBank genome assembly.